AUGAUUCUUAAUCAAAGACAACAUUGCAAAGCUACUUCAUCUGAUGAUGAUUCAAUGUUCCACUUAUGCAAAAUCCUACCCAUCACUGCCUUCACUUCAAUUACUCAACUUUCAUUAGAAUCUUAUGGUCACGGACCGCCUUACACCGAGAAUUUCAUAGUAGACAUCAUCAUAAACCUAUCUCAACUGCAAAGUUUCACUUCUUCAAGGAUUGAUGCCACUCACCCAAAGCCUUUAUACAACCAAGAAGACAAACAAGCUUGUCAAUCUCCACUUGGCAUUCACCUUGCAUCACUUACACAUCUUGUUGAAUUAGAUUUGACCCAAGCUGAAUGUUUGGAUUCGAGUUGGAAUCGGCUCCAUUGGAAAAGCUCAUUGACAUACUUGGCAUUAGAACGAAUUAAUUCAAGAUCUACAUUGGCCCAAACUAACGAUUUUGCAAGCUUAAGAGUCUUCAGUCGGGGAUAUGGAAUUGAUAUGAAUAUGAUCAGAGAUUGCGGUGAUGAUCUUCUUUUUGAAUCCGGGGAGGAGGAUGAAUCCGGGGAGGAGGAUGAAUCCGGGGAGGAAGACAAUUCGGACAAUGAAUCAACCGAAUUCGAUGAUCAUUAG
Molecule: messenger RNA, 609 nt
Organism: Melampsora larici-populina 98AG31
Lineage: Eukaryota; Fungi; Basidiomycota; Pucciniomycetes; Pucciniales; Melampsoraceae
Exons: 3
Coding region: 1-609 (202 amino acids)
Source: RefSeq, a predicted model, not a curated record